AUGUUGAUGCGGAUCAGUUCGCAAGAAGCGGGUCACCAUGCCUUCUGGGGGACUCAAUCACGUUGGGGAGGAUUGCAGCUGAAAAGGAAAGGCAAUCGAAUCGGAAGGUUCGAUCCUGCCGCUCACCUGUCGCUCAGGCGGGAGUUUGCCACGAGGAAGAGGCAAACUCUGUGCAGCUCGGAGGGAUCGCUUGUUGUAUUCCACGGUCGAGACAAUAAUCCGAAUCAGAGUGCAGGACACGGCACGCAUAAAUACUCUGAUCCUUGCUGGAGCAUGUGGUUGACCCCUGUCAGAGUCAACCAGUGUAGGGAUAUCCCCUGCACUGGGUUUGACAGCUUACGUGCCCGGCAGACGGUGGAGAUGCAUCAGCUCCCAUUUGGUGGCGCUGCAGCUGGGGUUGGUCUCAACUCAGCCACAGUCCGCGUUGGGGCUGAAGGAGGCAACCAACUGUGUUGUCAACACGGACAUGCCGAGACGCCGGCGAGAUUUAAAUCUGAUCGCAUCCCCACACUCUCUGGGCAGUUCCAUAAUUCGGAAGUAAUCAUAGGGGCCUGA
Molecule: messenger RNA, 555 nt
Organism: Penicillium lagena
Lineage: Eukaryota; Fungi; Ascomycota; Eurotiomycetes; Eurotiales; Aspergillaceae
Exons: 1
Coding region: 1-555 (184 amino acids)
Source: RefSeq, a predicted model, not a curated record